UCUUUCUUGGCUUCAUUCUCCAUAAGCCCUCGCCUCCAUCAUCGCAAGGUUUGAGCUUAGUUGCGAGCUCGAGUCCCACCCACCCCCAAGCCAGAAGGAUAUUGGAGUAGUGCUUAGAGAUUACCGUGGACUGUGUAGAUCAAAGGUGAAGACAUGAAUGCAUUCAAGGCUUACAAAGCCUGUGCCCCAAUCGCAUGGAGCCCUAACCUAUAUAUAACUUUGGUGAGGGGAAUUCCAGGGACAAGGAGACUUCACCGGCGCACUUUAGAGGCAUUGCGUCUGCGCAAGUGCAACCGAACUGUCAUGCGAUGGAAUACUCCUACUGUCAGGGGAAUGCUCCAACAGGUCAAGAGAUUGAUAGUGAUUGAGACGGAAGAGAUGUACAAGGCUCGCAAACAAAAGGAGGCAAACCACCUGGCUUUACGUCCCCCAUUGGUCAUAAAUCACCUACCUGCUUCAGCAAGUGAUUCUUCGUAAGGGUCUAUGCAUUUUUUUCAGUGGUCAGCUCUAAGCUUUUUAUAUGUGGAUUUGUUGUUAAGUAGACAGUUUUUCCAGAAUCGUUGCCAAUUCAGUAAGCUUGAUGCUUUGUCUAGUUUACUAAAGUAUCAAUGGACCCAGUUGUUUAUUAAAUUCUAUAUUUUGUUUGAGUCUU
Molecule: messenger RNA, 652 nt
Organism: Quercus lobata
Lineage: Eukaryota; Viridiplantae; Streptophyta; Magnoliopsida; Fagales; Fagaceae
Product: 50S ribosomal protein L30-like
Exons: 3
Coding region: 154-477 (107 amino acids)
Biological process (GO): translation
Cellular component (GO): large ribosomal subunit; mitochondrion
Molecular function (GO): structural constituent of ribosome
Source: RefSeq, a predicted model, not a curated record